Drosophila obscura is the source of this 1116-nucleotide messenger RNA. Its product is annotated as osteopetrosis-associated transmembrane protein 1. Lineage: Eukaryota; Metazoa; Arthropoda; Insecta; Diptera; Drosophilidae. Gene Ontology annotation, cellular component: cytosol. The coding region runs from base 44 to 934 and encodes 296 amino acids. The transcript is spliced from 4 exons. The record is from RefSeq and is a predicted model, not a curated record.
AAGUCAAUUGUCGAUAGGAUUUUCGGGUAAAAUAACGAAAGAAAUGUCGCUGUUGUUUGCAUUUUUUUUUGUUUUAAGCUGCAACUGCAGCCUGUUGCUUGCCAAACACAAAAAUAAGACCUGCAAAAUUCUGGUGGCCGAAUUGGGCGAUGGGCAGAGUAAAUUUGUGUACUGCGCCACCACAAAAUCCGUCCCUGUGCGGCUCUGCAUUGGAUGCGAAUUGGAGUAUAGGAAUCUUACGCGCUACUACGAUGCGUUGCUCUCCAGUCCAAACUGUUCGAAGAUAUAUCUCGAUUCGGAUCGCAUCAAUGUGGUGCCCACCACCCAGGGCAUACUCACAAAUCUCUGGCAGAAGGCAAGCUGCGAGGAUUGCUACAAUAGCAAUCAUUCGGACCUAUAUGACGAAAAGUGGAACACUCUGAGUGGCUGUCUCAGUGUACAUCACGGGGAUCCUUGCGUCGCCUGCAAGGGGGACUACAUCGAUCUGAACCAAUUUUACUUGGCAAUGGAGAAGGCAAACAAAGGACAUGUGUGCUUUGAUAUUCAGGACAGUAUGAAUCGCACACGUUCGAAUUGGUCUAAAACGUUAAAAUGCUGUCAGCGGGAGGUUAACCUAAAUACAUUCCUAAUUGCCGUCUGUGUGGUGGUCCUACUGCCCAUCGUUACCUUCUACAUCACCGCCAUUGUGCUGACCAAGCGGCGGGAGGCGAAUCAUGGACUCCUCAACGAGGAGAUUCCCGCAUUGGAUGCCCCAUCAACUUCUGCUCUCAUCACCGCCGCUGUGCUGUCGACGCCCACGGAAGCGCCAGAGGCAGUGACUGCCAGAACGGAGAAGAUUGCCAUCGUGUUGAGCGGCGCAGGGAUCGACCCUGAAUCUGACUCUGCAUUGGACUCCAGCGAUGAAGAGUUGUUAGUGAAACCAAAGAGAGCCUAAGUAUUUGAACCCCAUUUUCGAAAUAUUCUAAAAGUCAUCCAUUGAACCCAUUCGUAACUACAUUGUGGGGCGUAGAUUAUCACCCUCCUCCUAUAAGAUAUAUGUAUAAAAUAUUUUUUCGAAUCGUGCCACUUGUGUGAUAUCUCCAAAUAAAGUAACAAACUUUUUUUAUAGAUUUGUAA